Messenger RNA from Phyllopteryx taeniolatus (common seadragon), 1119 nucleotides. RefSeq names its product translocon-associated protein subunit alpha-like. The transcript is spliced from 9 exons. Gene Ontology annotation, cellular component: endoplasmic reticulum membrane; endoplasmic reticulum. The record is from RefSeq and is a predicted model, not a curated record. The coding region runs from base 89 to 949 and encodes 286 amino acids. NCBI's taxonomy places the organism in Eukaryota, Metazoa, Chordata, Actinopteri, Syngnathiformes, Syngnathidae.
UCUUUAGCCACGCCCCUCUCAAAUGCUUCUUCCCACUUUUCUGCAGAAAGCUGAUGUGUAACUAACUUCAGUGUUCCACGCUGCAAAAAUGUUCGCUUUCGGAUCAAAAGUGCUGCUGCUGCUCCUCCUGGCCUUCCCCAGCGGCUUGAUAUCCACGGGCCGAGUGUCCGCCAGCACCGAUUCCGCUGAGGACAUUGACCCAGAUGCAUCUGUUGAUGAGGAGGAAGAAGAUGAUGAAGAAGAGAUGCCAGGAGAGGAAGAUCAGAUCCAAAGCUCGGAAGGAGAUGAUGACGAUGACUCUGACGAUGAAGAUAAGUUGUUAGCGUCUCACUCUGAUGCCGACACAACCAUCGUCUUCACGACAGGAGAAGAGUUUCCUGCCAAUGAAAUCGUGAGGUUCCUGGUGGGUUUCACCAACAAGGGCAGUCAGGAUUUCACCGUUGAGUCCUUGGAGGCCUCCUUCCGUUACCCCCAGGACUUCCAAUUCUACAUUCAGAAUUUCACAGCUUUGCCUUUGAGCACAGUGGUUCAUCCGGGCACGCAGGCCUCCUUCGAGUACUCCUUCAUCCCAGCUCAGCCCAUGGCCGGUCGUCCUUUUGGUCUCGUUAUCCUCCUCAACUAUCAUGACACUGAGGGCAAUGUGUUUCAGACUGCUAUUUACAACCAGACUGUCAACAUCAUUGAGAAAGAAGAAGGACUGGAUGGUGAAACAGUGUUUAUGUACAUCUUCCUUACCGGGCUGGUGGUGCUGAUGCUCUUUGCGAUGUACCAGGUCCUGGAGUCUAGGACGAAAAAGAGAAUGUCAGUAAAGUUAGAGAAAGGGACUGGCGGGAUGAGCGAUGUGGACAUCAGUUGGAUUCCUCAGGAGACUCUCAAUGCCCUAAAUAAGGCUUCCCCUAAAACAUCGCCACGGAAACGGACCAAGCGGGCAGCUGGAGCGGAUCAAUAAAGCUUCUGCUUUCCGUCCAGUCAACAUGAAGUCCAUGAGGAUUUCAAAGCCCAUUUCCUCCCACAUGUCUCAUGCGUGACGGAUAGCAGUAUUUGGACUUCAAUUUCUGCUCUGCUGCUCUUCAGUUGCCACUUUGGCACUUGCCGUACAGAGCUGUUGUUCAUUUUGUU